AUGACUUGGCGCCCGUUACUUCCAAAUAUACAAUGCAUGCAAGUGCCACUCACCAAUGUACCUUCAGUAUUAGACUUAUACGCAUUUGAUGUGGUAUCGUCUGGAGGUAGUACUCUUGGCGAAGGUUAUGAAAUUUUGCCUCAGGAUCGUACAAAUAAGGGUCGGCUACGUGAAGGAGAUGUAAAAACUAUUACACUCGUAGAUGAACACGCAAAACAAUUAUCUAAGUCAAUGUUUGCAUAUACAGAAUAUCUUGGAUGUUCUAUGCGGGUAUAUAAAAUAAAAAAUGUUGAUGUAUUUAGUUUCACAGAAAUUUGUGAAGUAUUAAUUAUGUUUCUUGAAAGAAUGGGUGCCGCAAAGGCAAAUGCACCUGGAAAGAUUUUAAGUACAACUGUUUCUACACCAGAAAACCAAACACAACCAACAUCUACUCGGUUUGUUCCUAAUCUUGAAACAAUACAGAAUGCCCUGAAAUAUGAUAAAAAACUGCAUUUUCCGAGUGUAUUAGAAUAUGAAAAAUCCGAAGACACUGUUAUAUCAAAGCAGUAUGGCGUUAAGGAUGCUCAAGACCCCAAAGAGCAAGCUGUACUUCUUGGCAUCGCAUCUACAAUUAUGCCAACACUAUUAUCAAAGUAUCCAGACUUUUUAGGCGUAGACUCUACUGGUCGUCGUAACAGCUUGAAUUUCCCAAACACGGCCUUUAUGGUUAGAUCAGAUGAACCUCGUGGUCGAAUUGUGGCAACAUUUGUAAGUGAUAAAGAAACAAUGCCAGUUGUUGAUCUUAUGUUCGAAUCGCUAAUUCAAUAUAGUAUUAAAAAUGAUGUUCAACUAAACCCUAAAUGGUUAGCAAUGGAUAAAUGGGACCCUUAUCUAACAGCAGCCAGAAAACAUUUCCCCAAUACGCAGGUAGUUUUGUGUGACUGGCAUGAGGCCGAUGCACUUAAGGAAUGGUUUACGAAAAAUAUAAAUGACCAAUGGAUUAGAGAUCGAACAUUUUAUCAAUUUCGGUUUGUUAAGAGAUCUAGAGACCAAGAAGAAUUUGAUCAGCGGAAGAUAACUAUCUUGAAUCCUAAAGAGUUUCAGUCUACCAUUGGAAUUACCAACUUAGCUAUUGCAGAAACUAUCACAUCUUAUUUUCGAACGCAUUGGUUCGGCGAUUGGGUUGGCAAGCGUAACGGCUGUCCUAUGAAAACAAAUAUGUUACUAGAGAGUUACUUUAAAAAAGAUAUGAUAUUGCAUUACCGGGGAAGAUAUACAAAGUCUUUACACUCUAAUCUCGAGAAAAUAGGUACAUCAAUGCGCGUAGAUGCAGGAGAAGUUGAAAGGUUUUGGAAUGGAGAAGGCAAGCAACCUACGAAAUCAAAGUUACAACGAGAAAAAAAUAAAAUACAUAUAAAAGGGGAGCUGUUAUAUAAAAAAAAUCUUGUUCAAGAGAUUGACCAGGAUGCUUGGAUUGUGUCCCGUUUCAGUACAGAUAUUCAACAUGUUGCCGCUGAAUUGGAUGACAGUGAUUCUGAUAAAGAAGACACUGAAUCUAAGACAUCUGAUUUAUUUGAUCAAGAGAAAACAUUAUAUAUUACACGUAGAAGUGAAAAAUUUGCUUGCCCAUGUGGUUUCAAUAUAAUCCGCGGACACGAUUGUCAGGAUAUUAUAGCUGUUCGCUUCUUUAUUGGCGAACCUAUUGCAAGCAGUUCUCUUGAGUCUUACCUUCGUCAGAAGGAUGAUAACGGUCAUAACGAAAAUGAGCUUAAAUUACCUAAAAAAAGAGGUCACAAAAAUAAGAAAAAAAACAGAUUGGUACCAGGAGAGCAAGUUCAUCUUCGAGAUACAAUUUUGGAUGAGCCUUACAAUAAGGUGCAGAUUGUUGAAGUUAUUGGUGAAGGCAAGGUUAUCGUAGACGUUACAUUUGAAAGCGGUAAUACGGGACAACAUGUAGUUCAACUAGCUGACAUAAUUGGGUACGCCGAUGAACAAUUAUCUAAGGAUUCUUAUGGAAACUUUGUCGUUUAUACAAUGCCAUAUGGGGGGAAGAAAGGCGAUCUACACUUAACUUCUACAUGUCCAGUAGACACGAGCCUCACACUUAUCCAAAGUGCUUUUACUCAGCAAAAUAUUUAUAGUCAAGCCACAGCUUUUGCUAUAGCUGACCCCAUUUCACAUACACAUCUUCUUAUCAAAGUUUUUGACCGAAUGAAGCAAAAGCAAUGGGUAGAGGCCAAGCUUCUUUGGGUUGAAAAUUUACCUUCAUAUAAUAACAAAUUAAAAACAGGAUGUAUAAACUUAUUUGGAAGUCUUUCGGAGCUAUUUUUUGAACAAUUCUUUCAAGAUUCCUUGGAUUGGAAUCUUCUUAUUAUCAAAAGCACAGUAACAACUGUGUGUGAUUCAGAUUACUGCCCUAAAAAAACUCUGCCGCUGACACACUCUUAUGAUAUCGUACUUACAAGAGGUAACUACUUUGAAACUUGUCUAAAAUAUUGGCAAGAGCCUUGUAUUGUCUCCUGUGGAUCAGAGUUAAUAACUAUAAAUGAAAAAGCCCCGGAAAAUGUCCCCGUAAAUGCCUUUACGGUCGAUAAAUAUGCAUCAUUAGAAAGCGGAAAAAUCAUGUGGCUACUUCAACGAGACAAAUCGACUGACGUAAAUGUUGCAGGAAUUAAUAUUACCGAUGAAGGACUUUUUCUUGAAAGUAAAGACCUUCCGGAAGAAAUUAGUUUCCCUGAAGACGCACAUAUAAAGCAAAGUAAUCAUCAUGUUGCCGAUGUUCGUUUUGAAGAUGACAAAAAUGUAAUAAAUGUUAACGUUCUUACCAAUUCUAAUGAAACAACGCUUUUUGGAAAUCGUGAUCAGAAUUUGGCUUCUAUUGUAAAUGAAAUAUCAAUG
Molecule: messenger RNA, 2877 nt
Organism: Dentiscutata heterogama
Lineage: Eukaryota; Fungi; Glomeromycota; Glomeromycetes; Diversisporales; Gigasporaceae
Source: the annotation of a GenBank genome assembly